Messenger RNA from Cydia pomonella (codling moth), 3166 nucleotides. RefSeq lists its product as uncharacterized. The transcript is spliced from 2 exons. The coding region runs from base 432 to 1832 and encodes 466 amino acids. The record is from RefSeq and is a predicted model, not a curated record. NCBI's taxonomy places the organism in Eukaryota, Metazoa, Arthropoda, Insecta, Lepidoptera, Tortricidae.
GCAACCUGACACUAAUAAACAUUGACAUAGUCAGGCCAUUUUGUUUCCUUGUCAAGCUUCUGAUCAUAAAACUCGUAUCGAUUCAAAGAUACAUCAUCCAGAAAAUUGAAAAAUUGUCUUCUUUUCACUGUAAUUAUUAGUCGCAUCAAGUAUAUUAUGCUUCGGUAUUUAUUUUCAGUGGAAAUAUUCUGGAACAUUCGAGCCCAAGCUCACUUGGAAUUGGUCAUGGAAACAGUUGCUAUUCGACUUAUUUGAUGAAUCACGGGUAGUAAUAAUGUUACUGAAUCAUCACACUUGAAACAAACAGUUGCUAUUUAUAAUUACACACACAAACGCCUAAGGAAAUCGAAUAUAAAAAGCCGUACGCCCGUAGGAACUUCAUUCGUGGUCAAGCAGUCAGUUGGGAAUACUGUCUAAUACUGGUGGUCAUCAUGUGGCGCGCUAUUUCGAUUGUUCCCUAUGUGGGAGUACUAUCAAUUUUCCUGUUAACAAUAAGAUUGGGGCCUGCAGAUGCACUAGUUGGAUAUGAUUGUGACAUCCCAAUAACGAAUACCAAAAAAAUAUCUCUCGUCGAUACUGAAGACUGCAAUCUUAAUAUUGAUCAUGUACAAUCGUCUAUCGAAGAUGUAGUACUGUUACAAAGGAAUACUUACGAGCAUCUUGAAGUACUCGAAUGCAAGGUUGAGAUCUCUCGAACGGUCGUUAUGUGUGGAAUGUUCUCACAUACCCCGAUGGUCAGAUUCGAUGAAUAUAUACACCACAUGUCACGAGAGGAGUGCAAGAGCGCGCAUAACGAUGGGAUAAUAACUGUCGGGAACACUUUCUUUGAUGAUCUACAAGUGAAUACGAGUACUUCACGUACUUUCCAACUGGCGGGUACCAUUGAUGCUAAUGGCUCUUGUACCGGCGAAGAUUAUUCAGACGCCUUUGGAACUUGGAAUAAUGCCGUUGUGUCAGGAAAGGUAAAAAUUACCUUGCAAUCGAAUUUAGCGAGGGUUGAUGCAAUGAAUAAUAUAAUAAUUUUACCAUCUGGAGACCAUUGCAAACUAAGCAAAAACCAAUGUAUGGAUUCUCUCGGAGGGUAUGUAUUUUGGGACGUUAUCCCGAGAAGCAACUGUUCUGGCACAGUGUACUCCAAAUUAUUCCAGGGACCAGCCGUUAAGUCAGAAUCUGAACAAGGAACAGUGUACUCAGUAAAUGACAAUGAGCGCUUUUCUUCCUUAAUAGUACUUGGAUCUGAAUCUUCAUGUGGAGUAGAACUCUACACAACACAAUAUCCCGAGUUGUUUAUUGUGAAAUUUGAGGAUUCGGUGCACCUAGAAAGUAAUAAUCUUGUAGAAUCCCGUGUUGAUUUUAAAAAUCAGGAAUAUGAAAAUCUCCCUCUCGAAAAACUCAAACACUCGCAGGUAAAAUCCAUCUAUCGAGACGUAAUAAAACAUCAUUGUGAGCUCAAGGUGAAGUCAAGGGAAAAUGCGCUUACCCUCGCUCUUAAAAACCCUGAUGAGUUCGCAAUGCACCACAUGGGAGGCUCAGGAUAUAAGGCCUAUUUGGCAGGAGAGGUUAUCAUCAUCAUGCAGUGUAUCCCAGUCGUGAUGAAAGUCCGCCAAGUGGACAAGUGCUACAAUCAAAUGCCAAUCUUUAAGGGGAAUGACACGGUGUUUCUGAAGCCACGGACCCGUUUGAUCUCUAACGAUGCCAGCGAAAUUCCGUGCGACUCACCACUGCUGGGGCAGUAUAAAAUUGAUGGGCAGUGGUAUCAAUUUAUGCCAAACCAAGUGGCAGUUUCAGUCCCUCAUCAACUGUCCGUUCAAUUAAGGUACUUCGGGAUUUAAGAUAAAAUGUGACAUGUUUUUUGUGGAAUAGAAAAUGAUCACCAUAUAUAUUAUUUUUUAAGGCUUAAAAGAAUCUGCUUUUUAUAAAUGUAAUCUUUUGUAUACUAUUUUGUAACUUCAGACAAUAAAGGUACUUUAUUCUUUAAGUUUUUUUUUUUUUUUAUGGAUUCAACAAACCCUAUUCAUUCCAAUAAAAUCUCAUAUGAGUUCAUUAUGGUCCAUUAUGAGCAACAGUGCGUAGCUCAGAUUUGAUAACACUUGAUAAUAAGAAUAACUUUUCACACGAAAGAAUAACUCAGACAAAUGAAUUUCCACAGAGAUAAACUGUUCUGAACUAUCAUCUGUGAUAGUCUCGAUAUGCAGCUCAAGAUUUGAUACCUUCAAACGUUUAGACUUGAAACAGCUCAUGGUAUCAGAAUAUUCUGAUGCCAAUCAGACCUUUCUAGAUGUUCAUUUUCCAGCGCUGCUGUAUGACUCUUGGUUGUGUUGAUUGAUAUAAUUGCGCAGUUACCAAUAAAUACCUACUAUGCUUACGCAAGAAGUUGUUUAUUUGCGAUAAGAGCAAUACCCUCUGACACGUGGCACCGAUGAUAACUGGAAUAGGCAGGAUAUGUGGUUUUCCGCCCAGUAUAAUCUGAACUCUGCUUUGUUUGCUGUAAAACGGAAUUCAAGGAAUUUUCCGCUGUUAACCGAUGAGCACAUCUGCUUGUAUGCAUUAUACAUUAUGAAGUACUGAACGUUCCUGUUGAUUUUUCUGCUAUGUAUUUUCCUCAUUGGUCUUUUAAAGUUUGAACAUAGUAACGAUUUAAUCAUUUACAAGUGAAGAACAUUGUGAAAUACGACCAAGUAGUUGUUUGAAGUAUUCAAGCGAAUUAGAACAAAAACUUGCUUCUUCAUGAGUCGAAGAUUCAUCAGCCAUCAAUUGAAUUGGCACAAUUGGCCCUAAUAGCUUGUCCAAAUGCUAAUACAACGCGAAUGAUUUUUAAGCGAGGUACAAGCUGUAGAAUAUAUAACAGUCACGUGGCCGAUAACCCUUUUGGCUCGCAUGGUAACAUCUGCUACACAUGUGUUUAUUCAUGCAUGACGCACGGAGCAGAGUAUUUUCAGUUGAAAAUAAUGAUGCUCAGACAAACAUCGCUGGUUCGAAAACCAGAUGAAGCUUCUAAAUGAGUGACUAAUUUUAGCGAAGUACCAACGGCAAGCUGCCAAUUUUCCUGUUUUUUUGCUCAUUAGUUCAAAUUAAUAGCAACGUUUUAUUUAAUAGCUGUAACAACAACACGAAUGGAAUCGUUAAUAUAAUCGCAGUGGUAUCGAGUUCAAUGACUGGCGGUCGA